This is a messenger RNA of Durusdinium trenchii, 1017 nucleotides long. The record is from the annotation of a GenBank genome assembly. Lineage: Eukaryota; Dinophyceae; Suessiales; Symbiodiniaceae.
AUGGCCAACCAUUUGGCCAGCAAGGGCAUCAUCGUGCAGCUCUGGGCACGCGAGGAGGAGGUGGUUCAGAGUGUCAACGGGAAGCAUGAGAACAGCAUCUACUUGGCAGGAAUCCCUCUGAGCGAGAAGGUCGUGGCCACGAGUAGCGUUGCUGAGGCGGUCAACGGUGCGGAGCAGGUCUACUUGAUCAUUCCGACGCCGUUCAUUGCCAAAUGGCUGGAGCAGAACCAGAGCUUCCUACCCUGGUGGGUUCCGCUGGUGUGUUGCAGCAAGGGCAUUGAGCAAGAAAGCCUUCGAACCCCGUAUGAAAUCUUGGUGGACGAGCUGCCCGGGAAGUACCACUCCAAGUUGGCGGUGGUCAGCGGCCCCUCCUUUGCCAAAGAGAUUGGCGUGGGUUUACCCACCAGUGUGACCUGUGCAGCGCAGGACGCCGAGGUGGCCAAGCAAGUGCAGCUGGCGCUGGCCACCAAGGCCUUCCGCGUUUACACCGCCACCGACGUCAUCGGCGCCGAGCUCUGCGGCGCGCUGAAGAACGUCCUCGCCAUCGCCUGCGGCGCCUCGGACGGCUUUGGCUUCGGCGCCAACGCGCGGGCGGCGCUCAUCACACGAGGCCUGGCAGAAAUGACGCGCUUGGUGGUGAAGAAGGGCGGUAAAGCAUCCACCAUCACUGGCCUGGCAGGUGUGGGAGACUUGGUGCUCACCUGUUCUAGCAGCUUGUCGAGGAACUACACGACGGGCCACACCAUGGCUUCCAACAGCCUUCCGGAGCACAAAAGCAAAGAGGAAUCGGCCAAGAACUUCAACAAGGAUCUCGCGGUGGCCGAGGGUGUGAAAACCAGCUUGGCCGUGCAUUUGCUGGCCGAGAAGCUUUCGGUGGAAAUGCCGAUCUGUGCCGCAGUCUAUGAGGUCAUCCAUAAAGGCGUUGACAUCAAAACUGCCCUGAGGAAGUUGCAAGACCGGCCGUUGAGAGAAGAGCAUGAUGAAUACCAAGGCACUUGGGUUUGGAGUGCUCUUUAA